Molecule: messenger RNA, 5392 nt
Organism: Xenopus laevis (African clawed frog)
Lineage: Eukaryota; Metazoa; Chordata; Amphibia; Anura; Pipidae
Gene: ptpn4.L
Product: protein tyrosine phosphatase, non-receptor type 4 (megakaryocyte) L homeolog
Exons: 29
Coding region: 367-3678 (1103 amino acids)
Cellular component (GO): membrane; cytoplasmic side of plasma membrane; cytoskeleton
Molecular function (GO): cytoskeletal protein binding; protein tyrosine phosphatase activity; hydrolase activity
Source: RefSeq, a predicted model, not a curated record
ACCUAAGCUUUGCGUCCUAGACACGCGCCUCUUGUGCCUACCCCUAGUUCCGGCCCUGGGUUGGUUGUUUAAAGGUCUGGACUGCAUGCAUGCCACGCCUCCUUUGGUCCUAGAGCCAAAUUAGGAGCAGUCCCAUCCCCCUCUAUAGUCAGCGGCCUCAUUAUAAAAGAUUACGUCAGUGUUUUAGGAGAGAUCUCGCGGUAAGAAUAGGUGGAAGACUCGCGAAAUGAAAGCAGGUUGCUAGGCUGCGGAGGGGAAUGCGGAAGGCUCGUGGGAUAUUUUUGCGAAACUCUCGCGAGUGUGGGUUGGGCCGCGCCAGGCUGGGUUGCUAGGCUGCUGGGUGGUGGGCGGAGCUAUGUGACACAGAUGGGCGGGAAUCUAGCAAUUUUUGCACCCCCUACCCGUACUCCUCCUCAAUCCGAGGCCGGAGGCAACUCAUCCCCCCGGGCAGGGGUCCCGGACCCUUCGUACGGAUUAGUGGAUCGAUUUAUUACCCACCGGACUGGAACAGCCUCAACAUUAUCGCCGCAUUGCCCCGUGCUCUCCGCUGAGUCUCCCGCAGCUUCCACCAUACGGACCGAACCUCUCGCAGGAACAGCCGCAGCGCACGCUUCUUGCCCUGGUGCUUUCUGUUGUGUUACAGAGUCCCAUACCUCUCUCUCAGGACCCACAGCUCCUUUUAGCCCCCCCCAUUCACAUUGGGUCCUUGGCCUUUGCUACAGUCAGUAUGAGGCUCCCUUUGUUACCGCUGGGGUUGCUUCGUUGGACAAUCCAUGGGAACUAAAGGAUUAUUCGGGAACCAGAACCCCCCUUGUAUCACCUGAUCAAGAACCCAGUUCCUCCCAGCUUACUGCAGAACUCGGCCCUUAUAUGAAGGUAAAAGACCUUGUGUGGACAGUAAUGACCGCACGCUUCCGAUUGCCUGCUGGCAGAACCUACAAUGUACGCGCGUCGGAGCAGGCACGGGACAGACAGAGCACAGAGGUGGUGUGCAACAUUCUUCUCCUGGAUAACUCUGUUCAAACUUUUCAUGUAAAUAAACACAACCACGGGCAGGUCCUUCUAGAUUUGGUCUUCAAGUUCCUUGAUCUGACGGAGCGAGAUUAUUUCGGGUUGCAGCUGGCAGAUGAUUCCUGUGACAAUCCUAGGUGGCUGGAUCUGAACAAACCCAUCAGGAAGCAGCUAAAAAGGGGAUCCCCUCACAACCUCAACUUCAGAGUCAAGUUCUUUGUGUCUGACCCCAGCAAGCUACAGGAGGAGUACACAAGGUACCAGUAUUUUUUACAGAUAAAACAAGACGUCCUGACUGGAAGGUUACCCUGUCCCUAUAACACAGCAGCCCUGCUCGCUUCCUACGCUGCUCAGUCUGAACUAGGUGACUACAGUCAUUUAGAGCACUUGCCUGGUUACCUUGCCGACUACUCCUAUAUCCCUGACCAACCUCUGGACUUUGAGAAAGAAAUAGCAAAGUUGCACCAGCAGAACAGAAGCCUGUCCCCAGCAGAGGCAGAAUUCAGUUAUCUGAACACUGCUCGCACGUUGGAACUGUAUGGUGUUGAAUUACACUACGCACAGGAUCAAAGUAACAAUGAAAUCCUGAUUGGUGUGAUGUCGGGUGGAAUACUGAUUUAUAAAAACAGGGUACGCAUUAACACCUUUCCAUGGUUGAAGAUUGUAAAAAUUUCAUUUAAGUGCAAACAAUUCUUUAUUCAGCUGCGAAAAGAGUUGCAUGAAUAUAGGGAGACGGUACUGGGGUUCAACAUGGUGAAUUAUCGUGCGUGUAAGAACUUGUGGAAAGCUUGUGUGGAACAUCACACCUUUUUCCGCCUCGACUCACCACUCCCCCCGCAAAAGAACUUCUUUGCACACUAUUUUACACUGGGAUCCAAGUUCCGAUACUGCGGCAGGACAGAAGUCCAGUCUGUGCAAUAUGGGAAGGAGAAGGCCAAUAAAGAUCGGGUGUUUGCCAGGUCCCCAAGCAAACCAUUAUCCAGGAAGCUGGUCAGUGAGAUGGACUGGGAGGUUGUGAGCAGAAAUUCUCUGUCUAACGACAGGCUGGAGACCCAGAGCCUGCCCUCUCGUUCCCCCCCAGGGACACCAAAUCAGCGGAAUUCGUCGUUCAUUCAGGAGCGAAGUCGCGUGCGCCCGUUCUCAGUGGGACACCUGGUUGACCGUAAGAUUCACACCUCACCUGGGGAGGUUUUUACUAACCAUCAAUCCCCAUCCUCAACCCAAGCCAACAGCAUCAUCCUGGACUCUCCGCUGAUCCAGGAAGUUGCUAUCAACACUCCUCCGCCGGCACUGCCACCCAAACAGUCCAAAAAGAACAGUCUGAACCAGAUUCACCUAUCCCACUCCCAGCAGGACCUGGACAACCAUAUAGAUGAACCAUUCGAAGCUCCUUGGUCUUCAGAGAACUCCACGCCAAACGGGCUUGUGCCUCACGACAAUCUGGUGCUGAUUAGGAUGCAACCAGAUGAAAAUGGCCGAUUUGGCUUUAAUGUGAAGGGUGGUUUAGACCAGAAGAUGCCAGUGAUUGUGUCCAGGGUGGCGCCAGGAACCCCGGCCGAUCUCUGUGUCCCACGUCUCAAUGAGGGGGAUCAGGUUGUACUGAUCAAUGGGAGAGACAUCUCUGAGCACACUCAUGACCAAGUGGUGAUGUUCAUUAAGGCGAGCUGUGAGAGGCACUCCCGGGAGCUUGUAUUGCUUGUGCGCCCCAAUGCUGUGUACGAUAUCGUGGAGGAGAGGCUAGAGAGUGAGCCAGACUUUCAGUACAUCCCAGAGAAGACGCCCAUGGAUGGGGUUCAUUCAGAUGAUGACACUCUGAGGGAGUCCAUGAUCCAACUGGCGGAAGGACUUUUUAAUGGGACGGUGCUGGCUCAGUUUGAUCAACUGUACCGCAAGAAGCCCGGAAUGACCAUGUCUUGUGCCAAAUUACCUCAAAAUAUUUCCAAAAACCGAUACAGAGACAUUUCGCCUUAUGAUGCAACACGGGUGAUUUUAGCAGGCGGUGACGAUUACAUUAAUGCCAACUAUAUCAACAUGGAGAUCCCUUCUUCCAGCAUCAUCAACCGUUACAUUGCGUGCCAAGGGCCCCUGCCCAACACCUGCCCUGACUUCUGGCAAAUGACCUGGGAACAAGGCUCCUCUAUGGUUGUAAUGCUCACUACCCAGGUGGAACGGGGGAGGGUAAAGUGCCACCAGUACUGGCCAGAGACCACAGGAAGUUCUGAAUUUGGGAAGUUCCAGAUAUCCUGCCAUUCUGAGGAAGGAAAUCCUGCUUAUGUUUUUCGGGAGAUGACGCUCACCAACCUGGAGAAAAAUGAAAGCCGUCCCCUUACCCAGAUUCAGUACACGGCGUGGCCCGACCAUGGGGUUCCCGAUGAUUCAAGUGACUUCUUGGACUUUGUGUCCCUGGUGCGCCAGAGGAGGAGUCAUCAUGAUGAGCCUGUGGUGGUGCACUGCAGUGCUGGCAUUGGCCGGACUGGAGUGUUGAUCACCAUGGAGACCGCAAUGUGCCUGAUGGAGUGCAGUCAGGCUGUAUACCCCUUGGACAUCGUAAGAACGAUGAGAGAUCAGAGGGCGAUGAUGAUACAGACACCGAGUCAGUACAGAUUCGUGUGUGAGGCAAUCCUGAAGGUGUAUAGAGAAGGCUUUGUACAACCUGCAAUGGCAUAAUUUCAUAAAUAGGGGGGCAUGCAGCCAUCUGGAUACAAGUAGCGUAGCCUUGCGCCCAGAAAGGAUCGGAGUGGCAUCUCUCAGGGCCCUGGAGCACCGACCCGCUUGACGGCACACGACCAGUUUCGGAUGAUCUGGCCCAAGAGUUCCAGGAGGAUUUGGAAGACUCAGCACUGUUGCACUUUAUGUUCAAAUGAAGAGAAUUAAGAAACUUGACAUUUUUCACGCCUUGGAAACAUUUUUGUUUUUGUAACUUUUUGCUCUCGUGCUUUUGCUUCAGAGAAAGCGAAUGAAUUUAUUUAUGUGACUGCUCUCACUGCACCGACACUCCCCCACUUACCCCUUCAGAAGGGGAGAAUAUACAUUUCACCAGCCUCAUGGGAUACCCCGUCGGCUUUUCUGUGUACUCAAAGAUCAUCGAUGUUAAGACUUCAACCCCCUGCUCUGCAUUAUCCUGGGGCAGCAGUGAAACAUUUGUCUCUUGGCCGCUAUAUUAUUUCAAGUGAUAUCUGGGUAACAAACACUGCGGCCUGUUUACUUGUGAGCAAUUUUGGGGAACUUUUGGCCGGAUGCUGUUCUGAGACCUAGCCAGGAGGGUACAUGUAUUAAUUAGCAACAUAGUCUUAAAAAACCCUCCAUCAGGCUAAAUAACAUAGUAGGAUCUUAAAUGAAACCUCCAUCUAGUCUAGCGCAAUGAUAGAGUAUUUCAUUGCAGUAGCGGUACCUAGAACUUGCUCCACAGUAGUUAAUCGGGUCAGUCUGGCUCUGUAAAGAGUCCAGCAGAGCAUCACGCAUGAGGCUUCAAUAAUGAUAGCAGAAAGGUUGACUGAGUCCUUUGUUUAUGUCUGAAAAGGUACUGUCUGUCUAGUCCAUACACACACAAGCCCACAGGGUUGGCAUCUUUGUUCCAUUGCCUUGAGCCCAGGAUUAGAAUCACAUCCCUCGGGGCCCUGGAGCACUGACCCACUUGGUGGCACACAAUCAGCUUUGGGUUAUCCAUGCUAUCUAACCAUUUGUGAACAGAAUGGCAGCAGAUAUUUCUGACCCCCGCCUGGGUAUGUUCCAGUAUCCGUAUAUAUACAUAUAUAUCAUUGCUGUUGCAGCAGAUGGUUCCAAAUUGCUGAUCCAAGUGACUAUGUUUUGCGUGUGUCGAUCUUAUCGUUAAGCAUGUCCAUGUACAGUGAGUUCUACCCCCCGGCCCAGCCCACACACCUCCGUUCUUACUAUUCUUGUGCUGUAUGUGUUAUUCUUGCAGUUGCGUCGUGAACAGACUUUCCACUUGGUAAAGAAACAAACAUUGUCCUGCCAAGAGUCCAACUGCCUGCAUCUUGGGACGGACUAAACCCAUCCUGGAACCCUCAGUAGAACUGGAUGUUUCGUUGUCCGGAACCGGUCCAGCCAUUGACGAGCACCAACUUAAUUUCUUGAUAUGGAACUGAUUUCGAACUAUUCUCCACAAACAAAUCUGUUCUCUAAAUUUCCAAUUGGUCAAAUAUAGCGGUACCAGCCCGGUGUUCCGUCCUGGUAAACAUCCAGUUUUGCUCUGUGGUACAACACAUACUAACACUGCCAUUCUCUCUUCUAUGGUCCAGUAAACCAGGUAUUUCACGGCUUGAAAAUGUGAAUUUUAUCAUGAAAAAAAAGAAUGUUUUAUAUGCACAGCUACUAAUGAGAUGUGGAUAUAUUUCUGAUUAAAAAGAAACAUUAAAGUGUG